AGAGGUAGAUUGCGCAGGUUUUAUUUUCUUACCUUCAUAUAGACGAACCUAUAUUCAUAACUGGGUAUAUGGAUAUGUGUAUUUUUUUUAAUUAAGCAAAAACACUUGUGUUUACAUGCGUCGAAAAUACACUCUUACACAUGGGCUGAGCUCCAGUGUGGGUGCUUGUACAUAGCGAUCAAAAAGAAAAACUCAAACUGAAGUUGUGGCGACGAUCGUCGAUCGCUGAUCCCAAAAGUGGGAUCCGACAUAAGUCGGACGCAACUCCAGCCUGCCACACGCGCCUCGAUCUCCAUCAGCGGCCGUCGGAGUCGGAUCGAUCGCACAAUAGCAAAGAAAUUAAGCCGCUUUGUUUGCCCAGCGAUAGCUGGGACAAAAGGAUCCUCGACGACAAGUUGGUCUCCUAUAGAUCACCUGUUGACACACGUACAAAGCGGUGGCCCCUUAAACUAGACGAGAUGCGGCUCGCAUCAACCCCGGAUGAGUAGUCACGUCUCGAAUCGAUGGAUCGAUCGAUGGUGAGCCAUUCAUCACGACUGGCAGGCUCUCUAAUGCACUAAAAGUAAGCAAAACAGAAAAGUACGAGUAAAAAAGAACCACCCGAGUCCAGGUAAACCUGCUGCAGUCCGGCAAGAACGCUUGAUCGGUCAUUCGAAAAGCGGCUUAAGCGAUGACGGAUCAACUGCUGAGCUCCACGGCCGGCGCACCGGGUGAUCCACCGCCAGUUCUGGUACCCGUGCCAGCCUCCACGGGUGGACCCUAUUUGAGCGGUGGUUCCGAGGGCGAGACCGAGUCAGCGGAACAGCCCGUUCUUCUCGAACUGGGUGCUCCGCAAUCGACCAGUUGUCCGGCAGUUAGUCUCAACUAUACCCUAACCGCGGAUGGUGCCGGCUUGCUGGCAUAUGCGCCAUCUCAUCCGCCGCACAGCUAUUCACCCACCCUGAUGGGUGGCUACGAGAAGGAAGCACACAAUAUGGGUUUGUUGCCAACCACUUAUAGCGUGAUACCUCAGCCGGUGUCGAUGUGGCAUGCUGGGCAGAUGGCCUCCGGAUCGCCAGUGGGCCUGGAGUGCAACAAACCCAGUGAGCUGGUGCCUCCACCCAUGUAUAUGAGCUAUGGCGGCGGUAGUAUUGCCAAUAGCACAGAGGUGGACAUUGCCAAGGAACAUAAUCCUGCCUGGCGGGAGAAGGCGCUGCAAAUGGAGAAGGACUACAGACGCACCGCCUGCGAUCGGGAACGAACCAGAAUGCGGGACAUGAACCGAGCCUUUGAUUUACUGCGCUCCAAGCUGCCCAUAUCCAAGCCCAAUGGAAAGAAGUACUCCAAAAUCGAGAGCCUGAGGAUUGCCAUCAACUACAUCAAUCACCUGCAGGCCAUGCUGCGGGAGAGCUCCGUGGGUCAAAAUGGCAGUGGGUGCUGUGCCUGGAGCGGCGGCAGUAGUUCACCUUAUGAUAAUGGCAACGAUCAUUGGGGCGCGUAAUUUGAAUUUACAAAUAUCUGAGGGAAUUCAAUUAAAUAUUCAACUAAAAACUUGUUAGGUUUUAUGCGCAGUUUGCCAAAGUCAUUCCAUGACCCUUUAAUAAUUUAUGGUCAUUAGAAAUUCGCUCAAUUUUGCGACUUUAAAACAGAAAAAAAAGAAAUAGCUUUAAUUUUGUAUUAUUCCUACAUGUUAACCUUUUUAUAAGUGCAAUAAUUGAAUAAAUUAUCAAGAAUAA
Messenger RNA from Drosophila erecta, 1715 nucleotides. RefSeq lists its product as uncharacterized. Gene Ontology annotation, molecular function: RNA polymerase II cis-regulatory region sequence-specific DNA binding; DNA-binding transcription factor activity, RNA polymerase II-specific; protein dimerization activity. Gene Ontology annotation, cellular component: nucleus. Lineage: Eukaryota; Metazoa; Arthropoda; Insecta; Diptera; Drosophilidae. The record is from RefSeq and is a predicted model, not a curated record. The coding region runs from base 671 to 1480 and encodes 269 amino acids. The transcript is spliced from 2 exons. Gene Ontology annotation, biological process: mesoderm formation; regulation of transcription by RNA polymerase II.